CGAUGUCUGAGCAGGUAGCGAUCACCGCGGGGUGGCCAGUGGUGCCUCCUCCCGGACCCUCUGGAAGUGAUGGUGUUGUACGGGAACACAGCUGACCACUUCAUUCUCCCACCACCUCCAUACCACCACACUCUCCUCAGAACCAUGGAGGAGGAUCUCGCCAAUACCCCUGAGCCCUCCCCUCUUCCUCCUCCACCCCUGUUGGAACGCCAGCUUCGCCAGCGCCCAUCAGCCAUUACCCUGCUUAAGUCCAAAAUGAAACACGGAGUAGACUGUUCUUUGCCCAAGGUCCGCUCCACCCUCACCGGCUUCUUUCCAGUGGUGCGCUGGCUGCCUAAAUACAAGCUCAAAGAGUACAUAUGGGGUGAUAUCAUGUCUGGUCUCAUAGUGGGGAUAAUCCUGGUACCACAAGCUAUUGCCUACUGCCUGCUGGCCGGAGUGGACCCCAUUUACGGCCUGUACACAUCAUUCUACGCCAACAUCAUCUACUUCCUCAUGGGCACUUCUAGACAUGUGUCAGUGGGCAUUUUCAGCCUCAUGAGCCUAAUGGUUGGGCAGGUGGUCGACAGGGAGGUGUUCCAAGCCGGCUUUGACACUAGUGAAGAUUCCAAAAUAUCCAAACUGAACCUGUUAAAUGGCACACUAGACAUCAAUAUGACCACCAAAACUAUUGAGCUCUUCGGGGUGGAGUUUGAGAAAGAGUCCUAUGCUAUUAUGGUGGCUACAACACUGACAUGUCUGGCUGGAAUUUAUCAGGUGCUAAUGGCAGUGUUCCGCCUGGGCUUCGUCUCUGUUUACCUUUCUGCUCCGAUGCUGGAUGGGUUUGCCACAGGGGCCUCAUUCACUAUCCUGACCGUCCAGGCCAAAUACCUCUUGGGACUGAAGAUUCCUCGGCACCAAGGCCCCGGUGUGGUGGUUGUCACAUGGUUCAACAUCUUUGCAAACAUUCACAAGACCAACUUCUGUGACCUCAUUACCAGCGCCAUCUGUAUCUUUAUUCUAGUGGCUGGCAAAGAGCUCCAAGACCGUUACAAAGACCGCCUAAAGAUGCCCCUGCCCACUGAGCUGGUGGUGGUGGCAGCUGCAACUCUGGCCAGCCAUUUUGGAGACCUGAACAGUAAAUACGGCUCCAGUGUUUCCGGGCACAUCCCCACAGGUUUCAUACCCCCUAAAGCACCCAGCUUAGAGAUCAUGCCACAGAUCGCACUUGAUGCUAUUCCACUUGCUGUAAUUAGUUUUGCCUUCACUGUGUCACUCUCUGAGAUGAUGGCGAAAAAACAUUGUUAUACGGUGCGGCCAAAUCAAGAGAUGCUGGCAAUCGGUUUCUGCAACAUCAUCCCCUCCUUCUUCCAUUCUUUCACCACCAGUGCUGCGUUGGCCAAAACCAUGGUUAAGGACUCCACUGGCUGCCAGACACAGGUCUCCAGUCUCAUCAGUGCUUUGGUCGUCCUUCUGGUCCUCCUGUUCUUUGCCCCCUUCUUCUACUCUCUUCAGAAAUGUGUCUUGGCUUCUAUUAUCAUUGUCAGCCUACGGGGGGCGCUCCGGAAGUUCAAGGAUGUCCCAGCGAAGUGGAGAGCCAGUCGGGAGGAUGCUGUUGUUUGGCUUGUUGCCAUGGCAGCUACAGCACUCAUCAGUGUGGAGCUGGGUCUUCUGGUGGGCAUUGUGUUUUCCAUGACCGUGGUUAUCUACAAGACUCAGAAACCUCAGGUCUCUCUUCUGGGACGGGCCAGUGAUUGCAACCUUUACGAGGACAUGGAUGAAUACAAAAACCUGCUGCCCCCUGCCCGAGUGCAUGUGUUCCGUUACCAGGCCCCACUGUACUACGCCAACAAAGAUGCCUUCCUCAAAGCCCUCUACAAACGUGUGGGAGUCGAACCUUUCUUGGAGCUGACAAGGCGGAAAAAGGAACACAAAAAAGCCAAGAUGUCCGCCAAGCACACCGGUGGGGACAAAACCAAUGGGGAGGUGGUGGUAGGGCUUAUUAAGAGUGAGUUGGACUUCCACUCGAUAGUCCUGGACUGCUCUGCCAUCCCGUUUAUAGACUCGUCAGGCAUGGCAACACUCAAAUCAGUGGUCAAAGAGUACAAAGACAUCGGAGUGAGUGUGUAUCUGGCCAGCUGUUAUGCUUCAGUUAUAGAUGCUCUACAAAAGGGAGAGUUCUUUGGGAAAAACAACCAGAACAUGGGUCAGCUGUUGUUUCACACUGUGCACACUGCAGUGGAAUAUGCUUUGGCAUGUAAAGCAGCAGAGGGAGAGAGCAAGUCAGCAGCCUCUGUGGUCUAGGAACCUUUUCAAAGUUAAAGUGGGGCUAAAUACCUAAACUCAUCGAAACAACCACAUUUCAAAUAGAGCUGCUAAAUUGGACAGUAGAUGGAGGAUUAAAGGGAGAGCGAGGGGGGAGAAGGGCUGGGGUGUGGGGAUUUAAGAACAGUGUGAUUGGUCCAACAGGUAUCCACACUGCAAACUCUGCCCCUACAGCCAUGCGUUUGUAAUCAGUAACAACUGACUGUAAUCAGGAAAGUCUUGUGUAAUGUCAUGUAGUACUUAAAACUGGCAGCACACACAUAUAUACCUAGUUUGCACAAAGAUUUUCGCCAAAAAGCUAUUACAAACACCAUGUACAAAUGUGGUUUAUUCUAACAAAAGUGCCAGAAAGAGGGGCCUGGAGCUAUUGUUCACCUGUUCACAGCAUUAUUUUGCUUUUCAUUAUGUCAACAUAACAAGUGCAAAAGGAAAAAAAAAAAGGAAAUCUGCAAAAAAAAAAACAACAACUUUUCAUUUUGUUUUUUUGUAACUGUAGUCUAUAGUGAUUAUAGUCAGAGGCACAAAUGACAAGAGCCUUGGGCAAAUAUGUUCAUAAAGAUGUGAUCAAAAUGUGGCUGCUAAACAUACAACACAACAUUUAAGGAGCAAUAACAGGUUGAACAUUGCUGUUUUUACAAAGUGUUUCUUUCUUUUGUUUUAUCUGCCUCCAUCUUGACAUGUGGAUGGUCCCUAUCUCUGAGACAAUAGGAAUAAAAGUGACAUUACUGCCACAUAAAUAAGCCAACACUAAAUAUUAUAGCUCUAGUUCUACUGCUGAGAGCUCCGUUUAAACAAUGGCUGUAAUCCAAGAAUCAGAAGUAGUAUUAUGUUUUCCGCAGCAUCUAGUGAUUCAUUGCACGUAGUUUUAGUAUCUGAUUUUCAAUACUUUUGACAACCCCAGUGUGCAAUCAAUUUUAAGCUAAAACUACAUGAUUUGCAACUGGAAAGGCUGGUCCAAGAGUGUAAAUUUUCUUUGAUGUGUUAACUUCAAGGUAAAAGAAAAGGAAAUUUUAUUGUUUUAUAUAUAUUUUUUGUCAUGUGAACUGUUAAUAACUUGAUUAUGCCAACAUUUUACUAAUCAAUUUUUAACCUGCUGUCAGUAACAUUCUCAUAAGAACAGGUCAUAAUGUUGGACCUGUCACAUGCUGUUCUCUUCCUGUCCCUGUGAAGAGCAGUGAAGCAUAUACGUUCUCUGGACUCUCAAAGAAACUCGUUUACUCCGGCCCCCAACAUGGCAAAAAUACUAGUUACUCUGUCACUCUAGCCUCAUCUUUGGUACUGUGAACAAGGAUACAACUUACAAAUCGUUAACAUUUCUGUGAGUACAAGCAUGGCAGCUAAAGAAGAGUCAUGUUUUGUGAGGGCAAAGAUUAACUUCAGUGUUACUGCCAACUAUAAUGGUACAACGGUUUUGAUAUAAACAAAUGUAGGAAUUAAUUCAAUCUUAUAGUUGUUGUGUUUAAUAAGAUUUCUGAAAUCUUUUUCAUGUGUUUUUGACUAAC
This is a messenger RNA of Boleophthalmus pectinirostris (great blue-spotted mudskipper), 3806 nucleotides long. RefSeq names its product solute carrier family 26 member 1 (gene slc26a1). The record is from RefSeq and is a predicted model, not a curated record. Lineage: Eukaryota; Metazoa; Chordata; Actinopteri; Gobiiformes; Gobiidae. The transcript has 8 exons. Gene Ontology annotation, biological process: transmembrane transport. Gene Ontology annotation, cellular component: membrane. The coding region runs from base 70 to 2283 and encodes 737 amino acids. Gene Ontology annotation, molecular function: oxalate transmembrane transporter activity; bicarbonate transmembrane transporter activity; secondary active sulfate transmembrane transporter activity.